GCGGAGGAGCAAUCGACAUACAUCAACCGUUCACCCCGGCGGAGCGCAUUCAACAACUCGCCGACAUCGACAACGUAACUUCUCCCCUCUUACCCCCGGGACUCCCCCAACCCAGCUUGGGUCCCAGCCGCAAUGACGCUCAUACACUAACCUCCUUGAUCGGAACAACCCACAGGACGUCGCCUCGCUGCUAACGCACCUCUCCCUCGCCCUGCGUGCCCUGGCCACCCCACCGCCGGGCAUCGCCCACCCCAACGGAACCGCGACCAGCACACCAAGCAACGGCGUGGUCGAUCCCAUGCCCGACCCCGAAGGCUCCUCCUCUCCUUCCUCCCCCUCCGCCGACCCCGUCUCCUCCUUCAAGGCCGCCCAGUCCGCCUUCUUCAACACCAUCGACCGCGUCGACAAGCAUCUCACGCGCCAGAUCCUGGCGCUCGAAGAGGCCGGCAUCGUCACGCUGCGCAGCAGCAGCAGCAGCAGCCGCGGCGGAGGCGGCGGUGGCACCGCCAUCGGUGGCGCGGACGGUCCCCUGCAGCAGGGCGAGUCCCUCGGCAUGGGCGCGGCGGCCGGGCCGGGCCAGCAGCAGCAGCAGCAGCUGGCGCAAGCACAAGUUGGCGGCGGCGGCGGUGGUGGGGGUGAGGGAGCGGCGGGUGAUGGAAGUAAAGCCAAGGCGGCGGCUCCGGUGGCGCGGCUGGAGCCGGACGGGAUGGGGAGGUAUGGCAAGCUGGAUGUGGGCAAGCUGAACAUGGCGAGCAGCACGGUUGAGAGGGACAUGGAGGAGGAGCUGUGGCGGCGGGCGAGGGAGCAGCUUGCGAGAGUAGUGAGCGGCAGUGGGGCGGGGCAGGGGCAGGAGGGGGAGAGGAUGGAGGAGUAGUCGCUUAGGUUGGAAAGGAGGGUGGAAAUGCGUGGGCGUUCUUUGGCGUUUGUGUCGGCCCCUUUGCUUGCUGGUUGGAUCCAUUGGAACUGGAAACCAUGGGAUGGGCGUUGGGGUGAAGAUUCGGUAUGGUUGGCGGCAUGGAUAUACCCUCGUUUAUUAGAGUUGUGUGUAACUUGUUUAUUCUGCUUACGUGAGUUGGAGUCGGAUUCAUCAGUAUGAUCCAUCCAGACAUGACUCCUCUCUCUGCUAAUUCUGAACCGUGCAAAAGCUCAUGUCAGAUCGCCUGCACUCUGUCGUGAACUAGGAGCGCUCGCAGAGCCUGUCGUAGGCACCCGCGGCGAUGGUGCCA
This is a messenger RNA of Thermothielavioides terrestris NRRL 8126, 1226 nucleotides long. RefSeq lists its product as uncharacterized. Bases 299 to 874 code for a protein of 191 amino acids. Gene Ontology annotation, biological process: regulation of transcription by RNA polymerase II. Gene Ontology annotation, cellular component: mediator complex. Gene Ontology annotation, molecular function: transcription coregulator activity. The transcript is spliced from 2 exons. The record is from RefSeq and is a predicted model, not a curated record. NCBI's taxonomy places the organism in Eukaryota, Fungi, Ascomycota, Sordariomycetes, Sordariales, Chaetomiaceae.